This is a messenger RNA of Vicia villosa (hairy vetch), 780 nucleotides long. RefSeq lists its product as uncharacterized. The transcript has a single exon. Bases 1 to 780 code for a protein of 259 amino acids. Lineage: Eukaryota; Viridiplantae; Streptophyta; Magnoliopsida; Fabales; Fabaceae. The record is from RefSeq and is a predicted model, not a curated record.
AUGCCUCUUAAACUAAAAGACCCUGGUAGUUUUUCCAUACCAUGUGUAAUCGGAAAAUUUAUCAUAGACAAAGCUUUAUGUGAUUUAGGAGCAAGUGUUAGUCUAAUUCCUCUAUCCAUUUGCGAAAAACUCAAAUUAGGUGAAUUAAGACCAACCAAGAUGUCUUUGCAACUAGCUGACCGAUUAGUUAAAUUUCCUGUAUGUAUGCUUGAAAAUGUUCCUGUUCGUAUAGGAGAAUUCUAUAUCCACACCGACUUCAUAAUAAUGGAUAUUAAGGAACACUCCAACAUCCGUAUUAUUUUAGGUAGACCAUUCCUGGCCACCGUUGGAGCCAUCUUAGACGUGAAGAAAGGAAAACUAACUUUUGAGGUUGGUGAAGAAAAAGUAGAGUUUAUUCUCUCUCAAUUAUUCAAAGCACCUACUAUAAAAGAUUCAUGUUGUUUCUUAGAUGUUAUUGAUGAAUGCGUUAAAGAAAUGGAGAAGCAACAAAAUACCUACUCUGAAGUAUUAAACAUUCCUAUACCACAUAUUUUCAAAGACGAUAAUUGGCGCGAGGAAUACCAAGAUGACAAUCUAAGUGAAUGCCUAGCAUUAACCCCUGAUCCUAUUCCUUUCCUUAAGAAACCUGUUAUCGAACUUAAAGCACUACCCAAAGACUUAAGGUACGAAUUCCUAGAUGAAGAACUCGAACGACCAGUGAUAGUCAAUGUUGAUUUAAGCCAAAUAAAAACUGAAAAACUACUUUAUGUUAUAAGGAAAUACCCAACCGCUUUAGGCUAA